Molecule: messenger RNA, 15156 nt
Organism: Corythoichthys intestinalis (scribbled pipefish)
Lineage: Eukaryota; Metazoa; Chordata; Actinopteri; Syngnathiformes; Syngnathidae
Gene: tns1b
Product: tensin 1b
Exons: 33
Coding region: 2502-7829 (1775 amino acids)
Biological process (GO): fibroblast migration
Cellular component (GO): focal adhesion
Molecular function (GO): protein binding
Source: RefSeq, a predicted model, not a curated record
CUUUGUAAUCGCUGUAUUAAUAUUUGACAUAAUACAAAACAAGAUCUUUAUUCACUUCCUCGUAAGUCCAAUAGUCCCACAGUAGUAGGGCUUGGCCAAUAUCCACGGUGAAUGGGAACCUUUUGAAACUCCAAAAAGGCGCACACGCCUCUCCCUUAUAAAGCAAGAUUUUUCUGCAGCCGUUUGGCUGGCGUGAUGCGAAAAAUAAACGUAUUAAUCCGCAAAAUCAGCUGAAUCCUUAGUCCUCAUACACAACAGUACAGCUGUUUAGUGAAGAGGAGGCCUUCACCCGUACACGUCACAGCGCCCUCCUCCACAAUGCGAGACCGAACCCGGAAGUUACUCAUUUUCAUGGCGCGGAAUUCAGAAAACGAAAUAAAUAUAGAAAUCGCUUCCACACACAUCCAAGCGGUCCAUAUCAUUCAGGAGCAUAAAAUACCGCGUGUAUUAUGAAAUAAACAUGCUCUUUCGUAUCACAUGCACUUUAAAUCGUAAUAAGAUUAAAUCGUAAAUUGGUGCAUCGUUAAUUUAAAAAAAGCUUUGUGUUGUUAUGUUACCUAUCCUUUUCGAGCAGUGGUUCUUAACCUUGCUAAAGGUACCGAAACCCACGAGUCUUACAUGUGCAUUCACCGAACCCUUCAUAUUUAAUAAAAAAGGAUUUUAUUUCCAAAUUCAAAACCAAUACAGCUAAACUAACAAGCUAAUAUCUAAGCGAAUUCCAGUUCAAAUUUACUACAAAGAACUUUGCCAUUUGCUUUUGAUUUUCAUAUUGGAAAAUGAAACCUAUCAUUUCACAUUGUUCCCUUUUUUUUCUUCAUGUCUACAUUCUUAUUUUGUUGUCGCAUCCUUGUACCACAUGCUAUUUUUACGGCAUAAAAUGACACAAAUGCUUUUUUAUUGUCUACCCAGCCUUUAUGUGUUAUACUUACUCAUACCCAGUGUGAAUCAAUCGUCUCCUGAGCAAACCAGUUUCUUCUCCCAUUAGAUAGAGGGCUAUCAGUUGAAAGAAAUGGAAUAAACCCUGUCAAUUGUGACAAAACCAGUCCAAAACUGAUAUAAAAAUAGGGUCCUGUGUGUCUUAACUAGAGCUGCAGCUAUCGAUUGUUUUACUAGUCAAUUAAUCAAUAAACUAGUUAGUUCGAAUAAUCGAGUAAUCGAAUAGGAACAUAAAAAAUUAAAAUAGCUGAGCUGAGCCUCAAACGGUAUAAAAAAUAUAUAUAAAUGAGGAUCUAUGUACAACAUAAGAACAAUUAGCCAACUUACUUAGCAAAAGUCCACUAGCUUAAAUGCUAUAAGAUGCUAAUGUUUCUUUUCUUUUUCGUUUGGCCUCCGUUAUUGCUAACAAAGGGUACAUAACAAAGUAUUGAGAUGAACUUUUGGUAUUGACUCAAUACUUAUUUUCCACCAUGAUUUGCAAAUAAAUUCUUUAAAAAUCAAACAAUGUGAUUUUCUGUUUUUUUUUUCUACAUUCUGUCUCUCGUGGUUGAGGUUUAACCAUGUUGACAAUUACAGGCCUCUCUAAUAUUUUCAAGUGGGAGAACUUGCACAAUUAGUGAUUGACUAAAUACAUAUUUGCCCCACUGCAUAUAGAAAAUAAUUAAUCGGGAUUUUAUAAAGGAACGACUUUGAAUUUUUUGAUGCCACUGCUCAUGGAGACUCAUAUAUGGCUAAGGUCGGUGCCUGUUUUGGUUUUAGGUCGGUAGCAGCUUUGGUUUUGUAAAUAUUUGAAUUUGUUUUUGAAAAUAGGCCCCCUACGAAUCGGCCCCGUGUCAUGUCAAUAGAUUUUGAAGUCUAUGCUUGUAAAUUUCAGACGUGGGCGCGUGAGACGUCUUCAUGUGUCCUUAUAGUACAGACGUGUCCAUCAAAUGACAUGUCAUAUAAAAAGUUGAACCCUACUGACAUAGCGAGUGGCUAAGGUGUGUAAGGAAGAAGAGCAAAGGCCUUCUAAAAAUGCUUUGAGGAAUGUCGGAGUUAAGUAUUGACAGAAAAGACCUAAGUCUGAGUUUGACGAAUAAUUUCGAAUUGAUUACCUGGAAAAAAAAGGUUAGUCUUGUUGUAGUAAGAUUAGAAGUUGCAGAUCAUUUCUAAUAUGCAAGUACAACACAUCUGGAGACAUUAUUUGUCCAACAACUACAGUAGAUUCGAAGUUUGAAUAAGGGAAUAAACAGCCUGAUAUCCACUUAAAAAACUGACCUUGGCCAAAGGAGUGCAGGCCAAAAGAUAUUUUAUAUUUUAUUUUUUUUACUUUCCAUGUUCUGUUUUCCUGACAGAGGCUUUCCAUGGUGUGCAUGUACACGUGUGUGUGUGUGUUUCCUUUCCUCUGCCUAACAAUGCUGCUCAGGAAGUAUGUCAGGAUAAGUGCCAGACUACAGGGCUCUCUUUUGUCACUGAAAGUCUCAGAGAGGAGAACACCAACCAGGAUAGCUCAUCCAGUGAAAGAAAACUUUGGAUCUGUAAGCAAAAAAGGGGAAACGUGACUUCAGGUGUGUUCAAAGACGACAAUGUCCUUCUUGUUGCCGGAGGAAUUGGAGGCUCUGCAUUCCCACACGUUCCGAGAGAAGACUUUCAAGAAGUCCAAGCACUGCUGCGUUUGCAAACAGGUCAUCGUCCACGAUGGACUCGUCUGUCGAGUGUGCCGAAUUCCUUGCCACAAGAAAUGCGAAGCAAAGGUGUCUUCAUCUUGUGUCCCGGCGACGAACUACGAGCUGGCGCCCACCAGUGACCUGCCUCUCAAACAUGUAGAUACAAUGGGCUCAACCAAAUCUUCCAAAAGCAUGGAAUCACGGCGCAGACCCUCCAGGAGUGUGAGUCUGCUGCAGUCUCUGGAAGAGAGCUAUGAGUUGGACCUGCUCUACAUCACCGAGAGGAUCAUCUCCGUUUCAUUCCCGAGCAGCGCUGAGGAGCCGAGCUACGCCGCUAACUUGCGCGAGGUUGCAUCCAUGCUGCGCUCAAAGCAUGGCCACAACUAUCUGCUCUUUAAUCUCAGCGAGAAACGUUAUGACAUCGGUGAACUACAUUCAAAGGUGUUGGACUUUGGCUGGCCGGACCAUCAUGCGCCAGCUCUGGAUAAGAUCUGCAGCAUCUGCAAGGCCAUGGACACGUGGUUGAGUGCAGACAGCCACAAUGUAGUGGUGAUACACAAUAAGGGCAACAGAGGCAGAACCGGAGUGGUGGUGGCUGCCUAUAUGCAUUACAGCAAUAUAUCCGCCAGUGCUGACCAGGCUCUGGAUAGGUUUGCUAUGAAGCGCUUCUAUGAAGACAAAGUACUUCCUGUGGGUCAGCCCUCUCAAAGAAGGUAUGUGGAGUACUUCAGCGGUUUGCUCAGCGGACACAUCAAGAUCAACAACAAACCCCUGUUUCUUCACCAUGUCAUCAUGCAUGGAAUCCCAAACUUUGAGUCCAAAGGAGGAUGCCGUCCCUUCCUCAAAAUAUACCAGGCCAUGCAGCCCGUCUACACAUCUGGCAUUUACAAUGUUCAAGGGGACAGUCAGACAAGUAUCUGCAUCACCAUUGAACCCGGUCUACUUCUGAAAGGAGACAUUCUGCUCAAGUGCUACCACAAGCGUUAUAGGGGUCCCUGCCGGGAUGUGAUAUUCCGGGUGCAGUUCCACACAUGCGCCGUUCACGAUUUAGGGGUCGUCUUUGGGAAAGACGAGCUCGAUGAGACAUUCAAAGAUGAGAGGUUUCCAGAAUAUGGGAAAGUGGAGUUUAUUUUUUCUUUUGGCCCAGAGAAAAUGUAUGGUCAAGGUAUGGAUCACCUAGAAAACGGGCCGAGCGUUUCUGUGGACUACAAUACGCAAGAUCCGUUGAUUCGCUGGGAUUCUUACGAGAACUUCAACCAGAAUAAUGAGGACACUACAGAAGACGUCAUCCAUACCCAAGGACCUCUGGACGGGAGUCUCUAUGCCAAAGUGCGCAAAAAAGAGUCUGUUGAUGGAACUGUCACAACCAAUGGAAUCCCUACUACUGCUAUUGAACAUGCCCUUCCUGUCAUUGACCACGCCUUGUCAGUGAGCAGUGACUCGGGAAACUCCACGGCGUCAAUUAAAACAGACAGAACCGAUGAAGUGGCAGCAGCCCAGUCAACCGUGAACCUGCCGAGUGUUCCAACUGUUGAGGAGGUACCCCAGGUCCACCAACACGAACAGCAGCCAAUCAGCCAGCAGGAGAAACAGGAGCUAGAACAGCUCUUGGGUGGGUUGGAAGGGCCUAUGCAUCGUCCGGGCUACCGCACCUCCCCGUCCUCUGCUGUUGGAGGGAUACUCCACCGGGUGCCUGCUCAAGUCCACGUAAACGGUCACCGUAGCAUUGAUCGAGAAACGGAUAUUUUAGAUGAUGAAUUACCGAGCAGUCAAAAAGCCAACAGCGUUGACAGUCUGGGGACAUUCUCCUCCACCGAUGGCCGAGCCACACCGGCGGAUCUCUAUUACCAGUCGGAAACCAUAAGCAAUGGCCAGGAUCACAUGCCGUACCUGGAGUGCAGUGUUGCAGAAAGUCCAGCGGAAACAAUGCAGUCACAAAUUUGCAUUACAGACAAACCUGUUACAGUGACUCGUAAUGAUUCAGUCCAAGCUCCUAACUUCAUGGCUACUCAGAAUCUACACCGUUCUCAGUCGCUUGGUAUGGAUACACAGUCUAUGCCCCCAGCUCCCACCCGGACCACCAGUAGCAGGGAUGCCGUCCAACGUGGUCUCAAUAUUUGGCAACGGUUUGGUGUACCUGAAGAGCCUGUAACUGAAGGACUGACUUUUGGGACACCCCCAUCUGCGAUAAGCAUGCCGGUUCACCAGAGUCUUCCACAGUUCCCUCAUCGCCACAGCACUUCACAGGAAGAGAUUGAAAAAUCAAUAGAGACGCUCAAUCUUCUCAUGUUGGACCUGGAGCCAAGCCGUUCUUUCAUACCAAAGUCGCAAAGUGCUCCUCUGAGGGAAACUGGAGUUGUCACCACACAACCGUCCUUUUCUCAGAACCAAAGCAGAGCCAUCUAUGAGGUGGAUUCUCCUCCACUGUCCACCAAGGUCCGCCAUCAGUCCUCUGUAAACUCUAGCACAGCAGAGUCUACCCCUGUGUUUGGAUUGAAGGCCACAAGUAGCAGUCCUUCGUCACCGGUUUCUACAAGUGGUCAGCCCCAGCUCAAGGCUAUCAACUCCUUCCAGACAAAACCUUUGUCGCAGUCCACUGAGGUCCUUGAGCUUCAAAGAAACCCUAGCUCAGGAUUAGCAUCACCCACUUCAAGGGAUUGUGAGCCCGAUGAGGUCUUCAACGUUGAAGGACUGGUGGCUCAAAGAGUUGCUGGUGUCCACUCCCGUGCAAUGUCUCUGGAUGAGCCAGCAGUCCUGUCCCGUGGGCGGAUCAUGAGUGACGGUCCAGAAGAUGCUCCUUCCUCUGAUGUCUCAGUCCGUUCCCCUGUUCGUUGUGUUUCCCCAGAGUUUGUCAACGCUAUUGCCAUGAACCCUGGUGGACGACCGAAGGAGAGACACAUGCACAGCUACCGGGAAGCCUUUGAGGAGAUCGAGGGUGGGCCCACCAGCCCAACCCCCACAGUUGGUGGUGAGGUGCUUCCCCAAACCCCUGCCUUCCCCACCUCGCCACAAACCCCUUACUUCAACCUGUGCCGUUCACCUCCGGGUCUUGCCAAGACUCCACUCUCAGCACUGGGGUUAAAACCCCACAACCCUGCGGAACUCUUGCUCAAUCAAACAGGCUCAGCACCCAGAAGCUACGUGGAGUCCGUUGCAAGGUCAGCUGUCCCAGCUGGAGAACAACCCUCACCCCCGCAAAGCCUGAGUCCUGCAGGAGACACGACAGAGCAACAGAAAAGUCCAAGUCCCGUUUCCCAUGCCCUGAACUCCCCGUUGUCGAGUAGUAGCCCCAUCCAGAGCUCACCAGGGGAUGAUCCAGCCUUAGCAGAGAGCAAUUUCAGCACUCCGUCCCAACCCACUACUGAUUCAAGUUUGCACACUCAGUCAGCAGUGAGCACAUAUUCCAAUCCAACUCUUCCAUACCCAGCUUCCACUUCUCCUGCUGCCUCUCAUUUCGAUUCCAUUUCUGCAACAUCUUCCUACCUCGGCGUCACAACUCCAACAGUUUCCAGUCUUGGCCAUAACACACAGACGAGGAGUCAAGUGACCUCAGAUUCUAUCCAACCUGCUUAUGUGGAACCCUCCAAGACUGUAGUCGGCCAUGGAAGCCCCCAACUGCAGCACCGAGCAUGUAUCAUGACCUCCACUGACAGCCCCGUGUUUGAGAAGCACCCAAAUGCUUAUCAGGAAAGUUCCAUCAUGGGUCAGAAGGCAUCACCGGUAAAUGGCUUUGAAACAAAUAUACUGGGGUUCAGUGGCAGUUCUAUCCUAGGACACCAUCAGUCACAGGGAAAUCAGAGUAGCCAAGUACUCAUCCGACAGGCCUCUACGGGACAAGAGUCUAAACGAAGCCCGAUCCUAAGCAGGCAGGCGUCCUUCGGACAAACCAUGCCAAGCAGUCCCGUGAUCAGCAGACACCCUUCUAUUUCCCAAUCCCGUGGAAGUCCAGUGUUAGGCCGCCACCCAUCACUGUCGCAGGUGUCUCAAAGGAGCCCGAGUUUAGACCGACACCCCAUGCACAGUGGCUAUACCACGCCAGAUGAGCGGCACGGUAACCUUUCCAGACAGAGUAGUUCUUCGGGAUACCAGGGACCGCCUACACCCUCCUUCCCGGUUUCUCCUGCUGUUUACCAGGAUCCAGGAAUGGUUGGGACGGGUGUGGGAUUUCGACAGGGCAGUGCAACGCCUAGUUUUCAACCUCAGCUUCCAGAAAAGAGGCGCAUGUCGAGUGGCGACAGACCAAAUGCAAUGUCAUACAGCUCAUUGAACGGAAAGAUCAUAUCACCUGUGAAUGGAGGAAGCAAUCCCAGCUACUUCCACACGCUGUCGGACUUCUCACGCUUCAACAUGCCUGAUGGCGGUCCUGAAAGUAGACUGAACGUAAAGUUUGUCCAAGAUACAUCAAAAUUCUGGUAUAAACCUGAAAUAUCCAGAGAGCAAGCUAUCAGCGUGUUGAAAGAACGAGAACCUGGAGCCUUCGUUAUCCGGGAUAGCCACUCAUUCAAGGGGGCUUAUGGCUUGGCUAUGAAGGUAGCCUCGCCACCACCUACAGUGCAUCAAAACAAGAAAGGGGAUAUCACCAAUGAGUUGGUGAGGCAUUUCCUAAUAGAGAGCAGUCCUAAAGGAGUGAAACUGAAGGGUUGUCCAAACGAGCCAUACUUUGGCUGCCUGUCUGCUUUGGUCUACCAACAUGCCAUCACACCUCUGGCCCUGCCCUGCAAACUCGUUAUUCCUACCACAGAUCUUCUCGAGGAAGAGCCAGAAGUUGUAAAAACAAAUCCACUGACUGACAGACUAAAACAAGGAGCAGUGCAGAGGGCCCCCGCUGAGUCCCAUGCGUGCAACGUGCUGUACAUAAACUCGGUGGAUAUGGAGUCGCUGACGGGCCCCCAGGCUAUUGCAAAGGCCAUAUCUGAGACCAUGGCAUCUGCUGUUUCUCCAUCUACUGCCACCGUAGUGCACUUCAAGGUGUCCUCGCAAGGCAUCACACUGACAGACAACCAGAGGAAGCUUUUUUUCCGACGCCACUACCCCUGCAACACAGUCACAUUCUGUGAUAUUGACCCUCAGGACAGAAAGUGGAACAAGCCAGAGGGAGGCACAGCCAAGUUGUUCGGUUUUGUGGCGCGUAAACAGGGAAGCACGACAGACAACGUGAGCCACCUCUUUGCAGAGAUGGACCCAGAUCAGCCUGCUAGCGCCAUCGUCAAUUUUGUCACCAGGAUGGUUACUUUACAAAAGCGAUGAGCGUCUUCAAGCAAACCCUGGCACUUUUUCCUCCCCUCUUCCCCUAUCAAUGCCUUUGGUUAUUUUCAUGCCCUUCUUUGAAUGAUGGACACUCCCAUCACUUGGACACUUUGUGUUGCUUCUUGGCAUGUAAGCAUAUUUUUGUGGCUGUGUGUAUGUAUGAAUGAGUGUGUGCAUGUUGCUUGUGCCUUUCUUUGCGGACGGACUCCAGAGUGGACCUGAGGAAGUGCAGAAAGGGGGCGUAGCUGGAUGGAACAAUGAGGCAGGAGGCAAAAUGAUCUCCCAUUUGGAUGGCGUGAGUGAGUGCAAAGUGUUUAUUUGUAGUUUUGAAUUGAGACCCAGACUUGACUUUGCAGAGGGAAAAAACAACUGUGGCAAAACUAUAUAAAAGUAAUAGGAUUAGGAUAAGAUGAUAGAUAGCAACUUGUGUUUUCCGAUGAAAGGCCUUUUCAUGCUACACUUUGAAACGCACUGCGCACCGCUAAUAAACCCAUUUAUUUUGUAUAUGGCGGAAAACACAACAAGACUGAAAAAGCAGUUUCUGCUCUUGCACUUCUCUUUAAAAAAACUGCUGUAUUUUAAGCCAAAACAACUGUUGUGUUUGAUAGAACAAUAUGUCUAUAUGCUGCCAUUGCAGAUUCAUGGCGCAUUAAGCCCCCAACUAUUUUUAGUUUGCCCGUUUUACCCUGGAAACCCUCGUUUACAGAGGUCGUUCAACCCAGCCAUGAAAACAAGGUAAUUACCGUAUUGGCCCGAAUAUAAGACGGCCCUGAUUAUAAUACGACGCUCUCUCUUUCAAGACUCAAGUUUGAACACCAAAUUAAUUUCUAUACAGAAAAUAAUUACAGUACAUCCGUAACAAAUGAUUAUAACAAUAUAUUUGAAAGAAAAAGCAUGUUAUUUUACCUUAUUAAUAUCUGAACAUUUAAAUGUGUAAACUAAAGUGGCUAAAGUGGCUUCUGGUUUUUGAAAUGUAAAUAAACCAAUCUAUUGUGAUAAAACAACAAAAUUGCAAUAACUGGAUUGACCAUCAAAGUGAAGUCUAACUGUAGUCUUGAAACAAAUCUGAAUAAGGAAACACAAUGCAAUAAAAUAACGCAAACUGGUUAAACUAAAAAGAGUAGCUGAGAGCUGUCAUGACAGAACAUCGCUUCAAAGAUAUCUGGCGCCAUAUAUCGUCGUGAAUAGGGUGAGUAGCUGAGAUCUGUCAUGACAGAACAUCGCUUCAAUGAUAUCUGGCGCCAUCUAGCAUUGAAAAUGUGUAUAAUGUCUAGACCGCGAAUAUAGGACGACCCCCUCUUUUUCAGUGUUAUUUCAAUGCAAAAAACACUCUUACAGUCUUAUAUUGGGGCCAAUACGGUAAACUUGUUAUUCAAAAUGUCAUUUUUAGCUUUGAAUCAUUAAUUGAUGUCUAAUAUAUUGUUGAAAAAAGAAAAAAGACUUUAAAAAAUUAUUCACUUGCAUAUUUUAAACUUUUGAACAAAUUACAUCACAAUGAAAAAAAUGGCGUCUGUAAAAAAGUCACGGAUAUCUACCUCGUAACUAUCGCUAAAGUGUAUUUUUUUGUUACUGAAAAAUGGGGGGGAAAAAAACUUUUAAAAGGGUAAAUAUAUGAAAAAGAAAAUCUCGACCACUCCUUGAUGUCUGCGAUUUCUGCCUCGCGACCCUUGUUAUAUGACCAUGUUUCACCCAUAAAAUCCCCCAAAAAUCCAACUGUGGCCAUUCACAUCUGUGUCUUGACACUCAGUGGUACAUGCGACAUGGAGUUUUUGGAUUGAAACAAGGUAAGUACGCGAUAAUAUCUCAUUAAAAUCCUGGCGUCUGUAAUUCUGCUCUCGCGUGCUCUCACCUCCAGAUAAGGUUUUGCUGUUUAAAAUACUUUUUUUUUUUUUUUUUUAAAUGCCCUCCUGUCCAAAAUUUUUCCUAACCCAAAAAAUUGAGAUUUUAAGCUUUCCAAUGAUGUAUCACACAUGCAUAUCAGACAAUUUUGAAAUUUGGCCAAAUUUGGGGUCUCAGAGCAGAACUUCAAGUCACCUGAAUGUUUUCCGCCACACACUUGGCUUGCGCUAGUGUAAAAAGAUAUACUAUACUAUAAUAAAGAACCAGGCUAGUGCUUGUCUAUGCUACGCUAUGCUAAGUGAAAGCGCAUUUUGCCAUUCUAUGUUAAUAGCCACAACUUAUUUUUCUCCUCCAAAGUCAUGACUGGGGCUCUGUGGUUUUGUUUAUAUACAAGAAGAUAAAAAGUCAAGUUGUGUGACCUUGGUGGAUUGUAAAUCUUCACUUUUUGAGGAGUUAACCAAAGACAGUUUUUGUAAAACAUAAACAAAAAAGUCGUCAGGGCUUGCAUGGCGGGAGAGACGUUUGAAAGUUUUCUUUUGUAAAAACAAAUAUGGCUGCUGGUUUGUUUCAUUGUGUAUGUACUGAUACUGUAGGUCAAUGAUGCAACAUUGACGGCUCACGAAAACGACAUUACAGGGGUUUUUUCAUUAUUAUUAUUAUUAUUUUUAAACAGCCUGUUAUGUGCUGUAUGUAAAUAUUUUGCCUUCAUGGGUAGGACUGUUAGAUGACUUGGUGCCUGACUUUCUUUUAUAAAACGGCUUUUAUAUGGAAAAAAAAAAGAAACAAGGAAAAACAGAACAUUCAACUAGGCUUUCUUAAUCCUCCUGUGAUCUAAUUGCUAGCAAAAUCUAGGAGAAAAACUAGUUAUUCCGCUGGCCUCGUUUUUCCAUUUUGUUUUUAAUUUUUUUAAUAUUUCAAAAAAUUAAUUAGCAUUACGCUAUGUGAUAUUUUUUGAUUCAUAAACGAGCGGGUCAUAUUGACCCAUUUAGUUUUAUCAGUCGGAAACAAACACAGCAGGGGUGGUUAACUAUCCUAAACGAAUGUGCAAAAUUCCAAUCUUAAGAAUUCUGACCUGUUAAUAAAAGUUUUUUCAAGCGCAGCCACUCAAAAAUCAAAAUACAGGUAGUCCCCGACUUACGCGAUUUCAACUUUACGAUGCCCCCGUCGCUUCAUUUUUUGAAGUAUUACGCAUGCGCACUAAUUCGCAGUCUGAGACGCGCAGAGCAAACUGACCCGAAUGCGCAGAAGCAUCAAAACAAAGAACCACGCACUGUGCGUGCAUGACGUGAGUCAGUUUGCUCCGACUCAGCCAUGUAAGCAAUACUGAAAUAUUGCUCAUUUGGCGCACAAUAAGAAACCAAGCAUUAUCAGGCUUAUCCUUUUCUUCAUUUUAGUUUUUUAUGACUGUAGUCAAGCCGGCCUCCUGCGUAGUAAAAGCCGAGUUCACGCAAGGCGCUAACGCUAAUGAAUAGCUACAUCGCUGCCGUCUUGCGUGCUGCUCUCGCUGACGUAAUUGCUGCAGGAAUUCCGAUUUGGGAGACCUUACAGUUUAGACCGCCGCCACAGUCUGUAAAAAUGUGGCCCAGAUCGAAUUUAAACCACAUACGAAAGUGACCGAGAUCGGAUUUGAAAUGGUCCACUUUUAUGCGACUUGUCCUGUUCAGACCGUCAAGUUAAUGCCUCACUUGAGUUGGAAAAACACGAAAAAAUUGGAUGCGUGCAUUUAGACCUGCGGUCUGAGGGGCCGUUUAUAUGGUGGCUCUCCGAGAAGACGAAAAAUUUCAUGUUUGCAUUUAUUUGGGCCGUCUCCAUUCGAAAAAUGUCUCAAUUCCGCAUGAAAACGAUGUAGUAUUCAUGCCAGGCCCUAGGGGGCAGUGCAGAUUUGCAAGGCGACAGCGAAUGAUGCACUUUGACCCCACCAAAGUUCCUCAGCCCGGGAAAAAAUAUGCCCGCCCACUCGAAGCGAUGGCAUUUUCUUUUGUUCAAAAGGGCACAAAAAUGGAAACAUUCAACAUAUUUAGAUUAAAAAUAUUAUUAAAACAGUAACUUAAAGCCGACAGUCCGCCAUAUUUGCUGUUUUUAAUGUUUAGUAGCACCGCUGCGCACGCCCAAUGUGACGUUUACGAGUGCUGACUUUAUCGGCGCGGUGUCGCGCCACGGGAGCCUUUGAUAUGCAUGCGGAGCUAGGCCCCCUCAAUCCCCCACAAUCGAAAUCUUCCACUUUGGAAGCAGGAUUCAGAAUUUUCCGUCUUCGCCGACACCAAAUGCACGCGAGGCCACUCCGCAACACAGUCAUUGCGUCUUCGUGUCGCAGAGUCGCCAUGUAAACUGUCCCUGAACCUAGCCUAUGUACGCAGGAAGCGUAGAACAGGAAGCGACUGCAUGUACAUAGGCGCCGGCCCACCCCACACACACGUCACGCACACACAUAGCAGCCGAGUGACAGAGGAGACAGCCUCCGCGCACAUUUGUUGCUUGUGAAGCAUCCAGAGGCGACGGCUGUAUAACCCCUUUUGAGCUGUUCAUUGUUCGUUUUCAAUUGUGGUCGAAUACUUAGGAGGAGUUUAUCUGAUUGUUUUUGAUGAUGUGCGAACGCUAACUGAUACAUGCUAAUCAUUUUUUUAUUGCUUUAUCAGAAGCUACGUGUAAACACAAAUUUAAAUUGCUGUUAUUGAAGAUGAGACUGAUUUUAUUUUAGUUUCAUUCUGCAAGUGUUGAUGUCAUGAGCAGCUGAAUAAAGUCAGCAAACCACACGGACGUCUGACAUCGUCAUUUCGGAGUUUAGCUCACUGUCUAGCUAGGAUUUAGUCCAAACGUCUUGGCGAGGACAGUCCAAUGACGUAUAAUACAUGUUUAUGGAUAUAUAUUAGGGCUGUCAAAUUGCGUUAACGGGUGGUAAUUAAUUUUUCAAAUUACGUUAAAAUAUUUGACACAGUUAACGCAUGUACGGAAUGACCUGUUCAUGCGUUGCCUCAAACAGCUUACAAAGACGCCGUUUUAGCACAUAGCACAUAGACCGAAAAGGCAGAGAAAUGCAAGUGGACACAGGCGUUCAUUAGACUGCCCCUUUUAUUGGUUUAAGCUUUAGCAGCCACUACUAACAGUCAUGGUUGCCCAACUUCCCAUCAUGCAUUUGGGCGGAGCAAGAGGCGAUCUCUUCCUUAUCACGCUUAAUUGAAAACAACGCAGAACAUAUUGUAUACUAUUUGCAUCCACUACUGACAGUCAUGGUUGCCCAACUUCCCAUCAUGCAUUUGGGCGGAGCAGGAAAUGAUUUUUUUUUAACACGACUAAUUGAACACAACGCAGAACAUACUGUAUACCAUUUGCAGCCACCACUGACAGUCAUGGUUGCCCAACUUCCCAUCAUUCAUUUGGGCGGAACAGUUAAGUCGUCACAGUAUCAUUUAGUGAAAGCACAACAAAAAUAAUAUUCCCAUCUUUCAAAAAAAAAAAUAAUGGUCACAAAAAGAAAAACGCUCAAUGCAAAGAGAACUGGCAUUCCCAAUCAAAAUUACAAUAUUACUAUAACUUAUACUCAAAUUUAUCUUAUAAGAACUACAAGUCUUUCAAUACUAUGGAUCUCUUUAACAGAAAUAAUGUUAAUAAUGUUAAUGCCAUCGUGUUGAUUUAUUGUUAUAAUAAACAUGUUGAAUGUUUAUGUCCUUCUCUUUCCAUUCCAACAAUAAUUUACAGGAAAAUAUUGCAUAUUUUAGCGAUGGUUUGAAUUGCGAUUAAUUAAUUUUUAAGCUGUGAUUAACUCGGUUAAAAUUUUUUUUAUCGUUUUGCAACCCUAAUAUAAUAUAUAUAUAUAUAUAUAUAUAUAUAUAUUUUUUUUUUUUUUUCUCGAGGGUGUUUUGAGGUAUUUGAAAGUUUCAGACUUACGCGGAAAUCCGGGUUACAUCGCCAGCGCAGGAACGGAAGUCGUUCGUAAACCAGGGACUACCUGUCAGGCAAAAAUGCAAUUUCUUACCCAGAGUGCAAAAAAAAGUGUAUCUUUUGUGCGUAAGCGGCUUUAUAGACAAGCACUGUGCCAUUACACUGUUUUCUUUUUUGAAUUGUUGUUUUAUAGUGCUCACCAGCUGGCCAAAACUAUACAUUCACACGCUACUCAAAAGUAAGCUAAGUAAAUAUAUAAAUAUACAUAUACAGAUAUAAAUAUAUAAGGAACCUUCCGAUGAAGAUAUUUAUUUUUUGUUGCUUUUUUUGCUCUCUUGUAGACUUGUAUUAUGUAAAAAGUUAUGCAAAUAGAUGACAAACCAGAACGGAAUGCGUUGUAUAGUGCAUUCUCAUAUAGGGUGUAAGUGAGUGUAUCACUGAUUUAUUUUAGUCUUGUUUAUCCUCAUCAAAUAAUCCUGUUUGAGAUGCUUUGUGAGUCCAAAAUUAGAGCUAUUGUAAAGAAAAAUCUGUUGCCCAAGUCGAGCACUUAACUGUAGGUGGAAAUGGUUGAAUUUUUUGAGAAUAUGGACAUAAAUGCUGUUCUGGUGAUUCCCAACCACUUCAUGAAAUUAAAUUUUCACCCAUGUAUUUUGUCCAUCUUUCACUUAAAUGGUCCUUCAAUUUUAUUUAAUACAAAUAAUUUGUUGGUAACAGUGAUUUGAAAACCGAUUCAAUUCUCUUCCACUAGAUGGCAGAAUAAAUUAACCUGAGAAUCCACUUAUUUGCAUUUCAUUUAACGGGGCUACAUUUCACCAAUAGUCAGCACAGUUGUGAUUACUCCAGCAUAAUAUAUACUUGUUGAGACAUUUUUAUUUGUUAGGUGAUGUCUCAUGUCAUUGUUGCAAAGUAAAAAAUUGUGCCUUGCAAUAAAUGUUGGGAACCACUAGUCUAGGCAGUCGUUGCCCUCUUGUGGUAGACAGUGAUUAGUACAAAAAAUGACUUUAAAAUUGAAUACAGUGUUUGAAAUAAGUCUGAAACUAGAGAACGUAAAAGGAAAACAAAACAAAUAACACAUUCCUUAUGUUUGUUUCCUGCAUUUGCAUUUUGAAAUGAAAACUCAAUUCAAUGCAUGUUAGAUUCAAGGCUGACACUGAAUCAUGAAUAUAAAUUUAGGACGUGAAAUUCUCCAAAAUAAACACAUAAAUGCAUAAAUAAAAGGAGAGAGAAAAUACAGCAAUUAAAUUUGACAUUUCAUACAAUGACAGCUGUAUUUACUAAAAAAAAAAAAAAAAAAAAAAGCCUGCAUGCAAGGUGUUGCUACGAAAUUACACUAUCAUGAUGGAAAAAAACAUAGAGGAAAUGCUUUUAAGUGCAUGCUGCAGAAAUAAAAGGAGUGGACUGGACUAGACAGAAUGUAUGCCGUGCCGUUCCUUUGCCCGAAUGAAGACCCUCAUCCACUCAAACCUUCAAAUCUUUCCACAUUGGACUGCAGAGAAUGUGUUGCUGAGUUACGAUGUUUGUAUAGAUCGUGUUGUCAUAUUUGGUUUGCUACAUUGUAAUGUAUGGCUUUUACUAUUCCUGAUGGAGAAAAUAAAACCAGUUCUAAUGA